AUGCCGCGCAUGUCCACCUACCGCGAGCCAAAGCCUCCACCACGCCGGCGUUCCCGGAGCCAAAACGGUAACAGUAGUCCGCUCCCACGCAAUGAAUCAGAUUACGACGUACCCGCUCCUGAACCCAAGAAGCAUAUCAGCAGUCUUGAGGGCCACAUUAUAGCAGCCAGUGGAGAAUUUGUCGGCACCUUCAUGUUCCUCUUCUUUGCUUUUUCUGGUCAGCUCAUGAUCACCAAUCAAGCCAGUGAUCGUUCGAUUCUCAACGGCGGUACGAGCAGUCAGCAGAAUAUCUUCACAGCCUUGGUGUAUGGCUUCAGUUUGUUGGUAAAUGUUUGGGCUUUCUUUCGGAUCAGCGGAGGAUUGUUCAACCCUGCGGUAACGAUUGGUAUGGUGGUUGCCGGUCAACUUCCCUUUAUACGGUCACUCUUUCUCUUUCCCGCUCAACUACUUGCAUGCAUGUGCGCCGGUGGACUCGUCGAAUGCAUGUUUCCAGGAGAUAUCGGUGUUGUCAACACUUCACUAUCUGGCGGUACCUCUAUCGCCCAAGGUGUCUUUAUCGAGAUGUUCAUGACCGCCGAGCUCGUGUUCGUCGUUCUAAUGCUAGCCGCCGAGAAGAGCAAAUCUACAUUCAUUGCGCCAAUCGGUAUUGGCCUGGCGCUUUUUGUAGCCAUGAUGGGUGGCGUUUACUUCACGGGCGGAUCACUUAACCCUGCACGCAGUUUUGGUCCUGCUGUUGCUUCACGAACGUUUGUCACCUACCACUGGAUAUACUGGAUUGGCCCUAUACUUGGUGCACUCCUUGCUUCGGCAUACUACCGCUUUGUCAAGCACUUUAACUACGAGCAGGCGAACCCUGGCCAGGAUUCUUCGGGUGGUCACUUCUCUGCAUAA
Messenger RNA from Alternaria arborescens, 891 nucleotides. RefSeq lists its product as hypothetical. Lineage: Eukaryota; Fungi; Ascomycota; Dothideomycetes; Pleosporales; Pleosporaceae. The record is from RefSeq and is a predicted model, not a curated record. The coding region runs from base 1 to 891 and encodes 296 amino acids. Gene Ontology annotation, cellular component: plasma membrane. Gene Ontology annotation, biological process: transmembrane transport. The transcript is spliced from 3 exons. Gene Ontology annotation, molecular function: water channel activity.